AGAACGCGUUGAACGCGGUGGCCAUGUACGCGCCGUGCCAUCACUGCUGCAAGCUCUUAAGCUGGGUUAACCUAGUCUAGUCUAAAGGACAAGUCUACGUACAGUGGUUGGACUGCUGUAAAGGUUCCCCGGCACCACAUUUUAGGGAAUCCGGCUCCCCAACUUAGCGCCUAUCCAAUCCUGGCCCUUGAAGCUGGAAACCGCGGGACUGAAAGAGCCAUUGGGAGGUAUUUUGCAUUGCAUUCAAUUCCUACCAACUAUGUUCACCGUCCAACACUGGACCGAAGUUGUUCCAGGGUUCUGUCACGAUGAACAAUGAUCAGUUUCGCAAGCUCAUAGCAGCAAAUACUCCGAAGGACUCACCAAACAGUCAUGGCGCAUCGUCAGCCACGCCUCGCGCCGUUGCACUUGGGUCCAGACAGAAAUCCAGCAUGCCGAUGACGCCGCGGUCCGUGGGCUUUACCCGUUCGGACUUUCAGCGUCAGUUGUCCGAGCAAAACAGACCGCAGAGGCCCCAGAAGAAGUUCAAGUCUUCCGCACCGAAAGGAGUCAAGCUCGCCGAAGGCUACACGGACCGCGCCAAGACCAGAGAGGAUGAGGAAGAAGACGAGAGGGCCGCGAGGUUAAAGGCGCUCGAAGAGUCCUUCAAGAAGGAAGAAAUCGACCAGGCGACAUACGACAGCCUACGAAGUCGAAUCGCGGGUGGCGACCUCUCGAGUACGCAUCUUGUGAAAGGCCUGGACUUCAAACUGCUUGAGAGGAUACGAAAAGGGGAGGACGUGUACGGCAACAAGAUAUCAGAUGGCGCCGGCGAUGAUCAUGAUGAUAAUCAUGACGACGACAAUGAGGAUUCUGUCGACGUGGAUAAUGCCUUUGAAGAGCUGGAGGACACGAGUAUCGAUACCAUCAAGAGGGAAGCUGCCAGCAAAAAGGGCCUUGUUGCGACCAACACACUUAAGCCCGGCCAGAAGCGUUCAAGAGCCAUGAUUCUAGCCGAUAUGAAGGCCACGCGCGAGGCUGCAAAGGCAAAGGAAGAGUCCGCACUUGGCUCACGAUUCAAGAAAAUCGGCGACAGAACUCCAGGCUCGCGCAUCGAAAAGGACAGUCAAGGCAGGGAGGUUCUUAUCAUAGUUGACCAAGACGGCAAUGAGAAGCGCAAAGUCAGGAAACUCCAGGCGUCAGAAGGCUCACGGGAGGAAGAAAGAACAAGGGCCUUGAUGAUGCCGGAUCAAAAUGCGAAGCCUCUAGGCAUGGAGGUUCCAGAAAUCUACAGGCAGAAGGUAGAGGAGCCAGAAGACGAGGAUGUGGACAUAUUCGAUGGCGUAGGAGAUGACUAUGACCCUCUGGCUGGACUGGGAGAAGACUCCGAUGACGACUCGGAGGCAGAGGAGAAGCCUAGCAAGCCACUGGCAGACGAAGUUCCGGGAGACCGCACAAUGAUGCCGCCGCCGCCACCACCGAAACCAGCAUCUUCAACGGGACAGCGGAAUUACUUCAAAGAUUCAAAGACUGAGUUGGCCUCUGCCCAAACAUUGCAGGCGCCAUCAAUGUCAGAUCCAGCUAUUCAGGCCGCCUUCAAGAGAGCAGCAGCGCUUAAUCACAGAUCGGCAGAUGAUGACGACGAUGAGGCCAAAGCCAAGGCAGAACGACGGAAAAAGAUGCUGGAAACUGUCGAUCGUGAUGCCGAAGACAUGGAUAUGGGCUUUGGCACCAGCAGGUUUGAGGACGAGGCUGACUUUGACGAGUCCGACGUCAAACUCUCACGGUGGGGCGGUAACGACGACGACGACGACGGCCAAGGUGGUGGGACAGGCAAACCUAAGAGAAAGAGAGGUGGCAAGAAGCGUAAGGGAGACGCCAACAAUGCCGACGAUGUUAUGCGCGUACUGGAGCAGCGAAAGGCUGCAAAAUAGAAGAAAGCAAUUGACACCAAUCAAAUGUACUUUGACAACUUUGUGAUAAGUGAUUACUUGUAGGAACAAUGUCAAUAACGUCAAGACAUAAGACAGCCAUGCUCGGCGUCUAAGAAAAGGUACACUAUAUAUGGCAAAGGACCAUCCAGAUGUCGUGUUUACAAAAUACGACUCCUAUGCU
This is a messenger RNA of Truncatella angustata, 2094 nucleotides long. RefSeq lists its product as uncharacterized. The coding region runs from base 309 to 1913 and encodes 534 amino acids. Gene Ontology annotation, biological process: mRNA splicing, via spliceosome. The record is from RefSeq and is a predicted model, not a curated record. Lineage: Eukaryota; Fungi; Ascomycota; Sordariomycetes; Amphisphaeriales; Sporocadaceae. The transcript has a single exon. Gene Ontology annotation, cellular component: nucleus.